Prorocentrum cordatum is the source of this 1380-nucleotide messenger RNA. Lineage: Eukaryota; Dinophyceae; Prorocentrales; Prorocentraceae. The record is from the annotation of a GenBank genome assembly.
GACGAAGGGGCUUGGAAGAGCUGACUUCCCGAGCCAUCGACGCCCAGGGGGCCGGUGGGGUUACCCUCAGCUGCGCUCCGUAGCCGUUUGGGCUCAGGCCGUUCUGGCGCUCAGCAGGGAGGUCUUCAGGUCAUGGCCCGCACCUUGCCCAGCUGCCUGGUGAUCGGCGGCGCCGGCAAUCUUGGCUCACAGAUCGUCGAUGUGCUUGUUGAGAGGAAGUACCCCAAGAUUGCGACGUUUGAUCUCGCGCCCUACCAUGGAGCGCACGUCGACAGGGUAGCGAGCUUCAGCGGCGACAUCAACGACCAGGCGUCCUUGGAAAAUGCCAUACGCACAACCAGCGCCCAGGUCAUCUUCCACACCGCGUCAAUUAUCGACAUUCGCCCGGUGCCGUCUCCCAAGAUGCAGCUGGUGAACGUCGAGGGCACAAGGACCAUCCUCGCGGCUGUGCGCGCGACCGCGACGGUGCGUGCGCUGGUGUACACGUCGUCUAUCGAGGUCGUCUCCGGGAAGGCCGCGGAUGGGAAGAGGCAAGACUUGUCGGGCGGUUGCGACGAGACGGUCCCGAUCCCGGUGGAGCACCACUUGCCCUACGCCGCGACGAAAGCGCAGGCGGAGCUCCUGGUUUUGACCGCUGACGGGAGUAGCAUCGCGGGGCGAGAGCGACCACUCCUGACUUGCGCCAUCCGCCCUGGCUACAUCAUGGGCGCCGGCGCCAUAGGGCAUAUCCUUGACAUGCACUUGGCGCACGAGUCUCGCGGGGGCUACUACGUGGGCGCAAAGCUCCCGGCCAUCUUCCCAACCGUGCACGGUGGCAAUUGCGCACGCAUGCACGUGAUGGCGGCAGAGAAGAUUGAGCAAUCAGAUGUUCACGGUCAGGCUUUCUUCUGCCGCGAUUUCGAGGCCAACAUCGUCGACAUGACCCUCCACGCGUUCCGCACUUGCGGCGUGAAGUGCUUGAUCCUCCCAGUGUGGCUGGCAUAUUUGCUCGCGUGGCUGACGGACCGCGCGGAACGUGCCCUGAUCAAGCUGUACGGCUGGUUCGGUCUCCGGCGACAGACGCCGGCCACGGUGGUCGACAUCCGGGCUGUCCGUAUGGCGUAUUUCGAUUUCGUGGUCAGCGGCGAGAAGGCUCGGCGGGCGCUGGGCUACGAGCCUGUCGUCGGUCGCGAGGCGUGCCUGGACGAGGCGGCACGGUUCUGCGACGGCUUCUACGCGAGCCUGGCGAGGUCGGGGGCGGCCGGGGCAGGACCGACGUCGGGACGGCUCGGCCAGGAGGCCCCUCCGAAGAAGGAGCUCUAGGGCCGCGUGGGCUCGCGUGCUCGUGCGUGGUUUCCGUGGGAGCGCGGAGGGAAGAGCCGAGCUGAGACGUCCAGAAGA